AUGAUCGCAGCUUUUGCCUUGCUGACGUGCUUGGCUCAUGGGGCAAGUGUGGAUGAGCACCUUCCCACAGCCCUUGCGACGGACGACCAAUGUGCUCUUGAAGGCUGCGCAGUGAAUGCCCUUCAGCUCCGUUCAAAGGACAUCGUGGAGCCGGACGCCGCGCUGCUGUCCUUGGACGCUUCAGAGGAAGAGCUGAUGGAAUGGCACACCAACUACUACGGACGCAACCCGGGCGCAGACAUCUCCGUCGACAACUACAGGAGCCUGAUGCUCAACAUUAGCGUUCAGCAGAAGGCGAUCUUAGCUCUUUGGAACCGGAGUGUCGAUCUCGAGAAGGAAGUCCAGGAAUUGGUCCAGCAGGUCGAGCACGACUCAGGGCUGAAGGUCGCAGAUUACGUUGCACUUGUGGAAGAGGCGGACACGUCGCGAGACCGCGCUCAAGGCGACAAUCAGCCGAGAGAGACUCACGUAAGGAAGUGGCUCAGCUACCUGGACCAAGAGAUGGGCGCGGUCUUCAGGAAGCUGAACCCCAACGGCGCGAAGGUGGCUGCUUGCGGCACGCUGAUGAGCAAGAACCCGGUUCCGCUGAAGAUGCAGAAGAAGAAGUCCCUCGUGCAGGCCGAUCCUGCGACAACCGAGCCGGUUAUGCCAGGUGACCACAUCGGCAAGGCUGAUGAGCUUUGGAGGAGCGUCUUCGAAAUCAUCACAAACAUCCAUACAGCCGACAAGUCGGCCAUCAACCUGAAAGACCACCUGCAGAAGAUCAAUAAGAUGGUCGUCGACUUCAACGCAGGCAUCCUCAUCCCAAACGAGGAGCCUGAGAA
Molecule: messenger RNA, 824 nt
Organism: Symbiodinium necroappetens
Lineage: Eukaryota; Dinophyceae; Suessiales; Symbiodiniaceae
Source: the annotation of a GenBank genome assembly